Molecule: messenger RNA, 2650 nt
Organism: Mastomys coucha (southern multimammate mouse)
Lineage: Eukaryota; Metazoa; Chordata; Mammalia; Rodentia; Muridae
Gene: Tcp11l2
Product: t-complex 11 like 2
Exons: 11
Coding region: 442-1995 (517 amino acids)
Biological process (GO): signal transduction
Source: RefSeq, a predicted model, not a curated record
ACAGACUUGCUGAGUCUCCCAGUGUCUGCGACGCUGGGCGAGGGGGGUGUAUACGCAGAUCCCCGCGACCCCGGCCACCUACCCUUCCUCGAGUCUCUGCGCGGGAUCCGGGGGCCACUCAGUGCAUCCUUUGAAGUCAAGUUGAAGAUCACUAUGGUCUCACAGAUCUUGCAUUCUGUGAGAUUCUGCAGAAUUAACGUUAUCUGGAUAUGGCCAACACUUUUGUAUCUGUUGUUUGACAAGACUUUUCCCGGGAAGAUACAACACCCCAGAAUAGGAAGCCCAUAACAGACCAAACUGUGGACACCAUCAAAGUCCAGCUUGGUUCUCUCUCUUUCUGUUUCUCUGUCUCUGUCUGUCUCUCUCCUUUCUCUCUCCUCCCUUCUCUCUCUCUCUCUCUCUCUCUCUCUCUCUCUCUCUUCCCACCCAAGGUGAUAAAGGAUGCCGUUCAACGGUGAGAAGCAGUGUGUGAGCGAGGACCAGCAGAGUGACUCAGAGUCUUCUCGGUUUUCCGAAAGCAUGGCUUCAUUCAGUGACUAUGAGUGUUCCAGACAGAGCUUCACCAGUGACUCCUCCAGCAAGUCCAGCUCUCCUGCCUCAACAAGCCCUCCACGGGGCUUAAUGUUUGAUGAGGUGAUGGCUGCAGCAAAGAACUUAUCAGACAUGACUCUUGCUCAUGAAAUAGCUGUAAAUGAGAACUUCCAGCUGAAGCAAAAUGCCCUCCCAGAGAACAGCCUUGCUGGUCAAGUGAAGCGUGUUGUCCACCAGGCCUUCUGGGAUGUCUUGGAAGCAGAUCUCAGUGCUGAGCCUCCUCAAUAUGAAUAUGCCAUCAAACUGUUUGAAGAAAUCAGAGAGAUUCUUCUCUCUUUUCUCACUCCUGGUGGGAACAGGCUUCACAGCCAGAUCUGUGAAGUUUUGGAUAUCGACCUCAUUAGACAGCAGGCCGAGCACAAUGCUGUUGAUAUCCAGGGACUGGCCAACUAUGUCAUCAACACGAUGGGAAAAAUAUGUGCUCCUGUGAGAGAUGAAGACAUCAGAGAACUGAAAGCUACUACCAACAUCGUGGAGAUGCUGAGACAAAUCUUCCGUGUCUUGGACCUCAUGAGAAUGGAUAUGAUGAAUUUUGUCAUUAGGAAUAUUAGACCUCACAUCCAGCAUCAUUUGGUGGAAUACGAGAGAAACAAAUUCCAGGAAGUUUUAGAAGAAACUCCAAAUGCCCUCAGUAAAACCACAGAAUGGCUAAAAGAGUCCGUAGAUAAAGAACUGCUUUCUGAGACUGAUGUAGCUCCUGGAGCUGAACAUAGUUCCAUGCCAAGCCUAAGCCCUCUGACGGUGCUUAAUAAUUGUUACUUGAAACUCCUUCAGUGGGAUUAUCAGAAAAAAGUCUUACCAGAGACACUCAUGACAGAUGGACCACGGCUUCAGGAACUGACAGAAAAGCUCAAUCAAUUGAAAAUGAUUGCCUGCGUGUCCCUAAUUACCAACAACAUGGUGGGUGCUGUUAUAGAAGGCCUGCCUGAGCUUGCUAACAGGUUAAAAAGGAUUUCAGCAGUUCUGCUUGAAGGCAUGAAUAAAGAGACCUUUAACUUGAAGGAAGCCCUGAAUUCUAUUGGUGUUCAGACUUGUGCUGAAGUUAAUAAAGCCCUCAAUGAGAGAGGCUCGCCCAUUUUAAAUGCUGAGGUUCAAGCUAACCUUGUUGGUCAGUUCUCUAGCCUUGAGGAGAAGGACAAUCCUGUCUGUACCUUGAUGGAUAAACGGAUCCAGUUGUACAUGAAAAGCCUGCUCUGUCUUCCAAAUACUCAGAAGAGCAUGCCUCCUGUGCCAGGUGGCCUUGAUGUCAUCCAUCAGGAGCUGGAAAUGCUUGGCUCCCAGUAUGCAAACAUUGUGAAUCUCAACAAACAGGUGUAUGGACCAUUUUAUGCAAAUAUAUUCCGAAAGCUGCUCUUCCAGGAUGAAGCCAUGGGGAAGAUAGAUACUUCACUUCCAACUAACUAAAGAGAAGCUGGCACUGGAGAAAAGAUGGAGAUCAGCACUUGGUACAUGGUCCAUUUCCACCAAUGGCAUUAUAGAUGCGGCACAUUCUCGACACUGUCCCUAGAGCAGUGUUAGACUGAAUCUGUGUAACCUGGUAAUGUUAGCACCACAGAAGGGCUACAUAUCCCUUUUGGGUUUAAAGCAAAUAGUUUUAAUGAAGAAAAGUAAUUUGUAAUGAAUUAUUUUACCUAUAUAAUACUGGUGUUUUCUUAAACAUUUAUAUUGGGAUUUUUUUGUUUGUUUUUUUGAGACAGUGUGUCUGUGUAACAGCUCUGGCUGUCCUGGAAUAUAUCACACAUUUCUAUGUGACUUGUUCAUUCAACCUGAAAGGAGUUGAUUUUUGUUUAUAUACUUGAUUAUACUGCAGUUGCCUGCAGGAAUACAAUGUGCAAACAUUUAAAAAUGCAUUGAAAAUGAAGGGCAUUCUGCUUCAUUUUUUGUUAAGUGGCAAAGUAAAUUUAUGUCUUGCGUCUGGAUUUAGCAAAGUACAUUUAUUAGGAUUUUUUAGAAUCAUAGCUCUUGGCAUGUUUAUUUAGGUUUUACUUAAAUGUUUACUUCUACUUUUGUGGCUUUCCUAACAUGGUUGUUUUAUAAUAAAAACUUUAUUAAACAGAAA